This is a messenger RNA of Kwoniella botswanensis, 2799 nucleotides long. RefSeq lists its product as uncharacterized. The transcript is spliced from 2 exons. The record is from RefSeq and is a predicted model, not a curated record. Lineage: Eukaryota; Fungi; Basidiomycota; Tremellomycetes; Tremellales; Cryptococcaceae. The coding region runs from base 1 to 2799 and encodes 932 amino acids.
AUGGCACCAAUCCCUCGAUCCUCAACCUCAGGCGUUGCUCAGCCCAUUGGCAGUCGCACUCGAUCAAAGACGAAUCAUCCCUCAUCCUCUGCGAUCUAUCAAGAUGAACCGCUUACCAAGCGUGUCAGAUCGAAAACGACUCGACUUCUGGACCCAAAGUUUACUGCAGAAGGUAACACGUCAAGAUCAAACGCUUCCAGUAGUGUCUCCGAAGGUAAGAAGCGAGGUUCCAAGCCUAAUGAAAUCACGGGACCUGUUCGAAGGUCUAACAGACUUUCACUCCAAAAUUCUCAGGCUGACCAGGAGAAGGACAAAUGCGAAACUGAAGGAAAUCACUUCAAGAAGUUUACGCGGUCCCUUACUACCCCUUCACUCCCUUCCAAACGUACUUGGGUAGGAUCAAAAAGGACUCAAGAUAAAAGGGAAUAUCCAGAUCCAGAAGAAUCUUCAGAUUCCGAUACUUCCUCAUCAUCUUCUUCUCAUAUUUCUUCUUCGACUAGCUACAGACCUACCAAGAAGUCCAUUACUUCCUCUUCAACCUGUCAACCAAAAGUGAGGAAGGGUCAAAGAGCCAAAAAUGAUCACCUUCUUCAAAUCAAUGCCACAAUUGAGAUCAACCCAGAGUCAUUACGUGUUCCUCACAAAUCUGUCAAAGACGACAUGUCGUCCUUCUCCUCUUCUUUGAGUAACGCUUCUAUUUCCCAUCAAAUCAUCGUAACACCCCUUCACACUCGAGCUAUCGAUGACGAAGAUUCGAAGAGUUCGAGUCAAAGUUCUUCUGCUCGAUUCCCGUCGAUCCAGCUCACCCAAUCGGAUCUGGCUGCCAUCGAAGCCAUCGAAUUUCAGAACUUCAAAAGAGACGAACAAGACAAUCAAGCAGAUGCUUUCCCAGCACGGUCAAAAGAUGAAGACGAUCAUUUUGAUUGGGCAGACGGUGGAUCGGAUUUGACUUCUCUGAGUCAAUAUGGGGAUUGUGAAGUUGAAUGUUAUGAUCAUCAUGGAGAACGCGAAGAAGAUGAAGGUUUGAAUGAUGAUUGGGAUAGAGCAGACGUGUCUGGGGAAGAGGAAGGUGGAAUACCAUCACUCAACACAACCGAUAUGGGUCGUGAGCGGAAAGUGAUCAAUGUGGAUGACCAAUUCGAAGAGGGAGAUCUAGCUGGAACGCCACCUCCCUAUAUUGAGGAAAGAAUGGGUGAAGAAGUUGAGAUACAGUUCAAAAAUGACAUGACAGAGGAACAACUAGUGGACGCCAUCGUUUUGGAGGACGAUGGGAAAGAAGAGAUGGAGGUAGAUUUGAUCUUCGAGGAAGAUCAGAAAGAGGUGCUGGACGAACAAGAUGACGAAGAUAAGGAGAACCAACCAAUUGGAUCUGGGUUUGUGACGGAUGAAGCUGCGAAAGUUGAAGACGUCCCCUCUGAGUGGAAAGGUCCAAUUGCAGCUCGAAAAAAUCAAGGCAUUAUGGAGGACCUCUCGGGUGCGGCAAUGGAUGGCCAAGCGAUGGAGAGGAGCGUUCAAGAAGGUGGUAUAACACCGGACGAAAGGUUAAACCAAGAUCUCGAAGGUCCACGAAAUAGCAAACACAAACAGGUAGAUACCAAGGAAAAGAGAGUGGAAAAGGUAUCUCUUCCUUGGGAACCUUCUUCAUGGACGAUGACAUUCUACGAGCCUCGAAAAAAAGGACAGGAAAGGCUCCCGCAAGGACAUCGAGCAGCGUUGAAGUGUGCCGAACCAGAGGGUUUCAAGACUCGGGUAUCCCCCUUGGAACCCUCAUCAACACCUCCCCUCGAUAUACUACAAGAAGAUGUAGGUCUUGUUGAUCCCAUGACAAGAUGCGAGGGUACUGAAACGAUGGUCCUAUCUUCAGAUUCCGAAUCUGUUGCAGCCCACUUGAUUUCCACCCCACAAUCCACGCUCUCCGCAGCACCACACAUACCUUCAAAAUCAGAUCCGCAGAUUGGAAUCCUUCUAAACGAUUCAGGCCCGACUCCUAUGUCUGCUCAGACUACAGCUCAAUCGGAAGGUACUCCUCUCAUAGUUCGUUGCCCUGUACCGAGAAAUUAUGAGCCGGACCUCGCUCAAGCUCUGACAAACACUAGAGGCAGAGGAUCUAGGGGAGGUGCUGCAAGAGGUCGGAGCAUCACGGCAGGACGCACAAGAGGAAGAGGCGCAGGUAGAGGAAGAGGAAGAGAAAGAUCUAAAUCAAUCAACGUCCCUUCACUAACUAUCACCAGUCCUGGUGCGAUUACCUCUCCACUCCCAUUUCAAGCAGAAAAUAAGCAAGUCUUUUCCCCUAUGAGAGAACCACCAUUCAAUUACUGGAAUCGACCUGGUCCAACCGUAUCUAGUCAAACACGAAUGAUCUACGAUGGUCAACCCCAUCGACCAGAAGAUACUUCAAACUUGCAUCUCUUAGCGGAUGUAGCGUUGGCUUUGAACGAACUGGACAACAGGAACCGGAAGUCACCUGGAAGUGGCAGUGCAAGAUAUUGGGCGACAGUGAUGGGUGUCACACCUGAAUCUACUAAAUUGGAUAUCUUAGCGGCGGUAUCGAAGAAUAUAGAUGAUUUGCCUAGAUUUGGAUUUGAUAGGGACGGUCAGCCGUUAAAUGCUCCAUCAUCAAUCAUAGCCAGCAGGGAGAUUGGUAUGUCAUCCGAUCGUCAACGACCUAAAAGACCAAGACCACCACAACGUUCAGUGACGUUCGCGAGGCAUGAUACCUUCGCGGCAGUACCUUCAGACACGUCUCGACCGAUCAUUCGUCUUCCUACGUCCGCGGUGAGAGAUGAGCUUCGAGUAUGA